GAAGAGAGCUGAAUCUGAUUCUAGGAAGAGCAGCAUACCUAAUAGCAAGGAGGUCCCCUCUCACCAUCCCACAGACCCAGUGGAGCUGCGACGCCUUAAUUUUCAAACUCCAGGUAUGGCCAGUCAUCCCCCAAUACCUAUCUUGGAACUUGCAGAUCAUAUUGAGAGAUUGAAAGCAAAUGACAAUUUGAAGUUCUCACAGGAGUAUGAGUCUAUCGAUCCUGGUCAGCAGUUCACAUGGGAACACUCUAACCUGGAAGUAAACAAACCAAAGAAUAGAUACGCGAAUGUAAUUGCAUAUGACCAUUCUCGUGUUCUACUCUCAGCAAUAGAAGGAAUACCAGGCAGUGACUAUAUCAAUGCCAACUACAUAGAUGGGUACAGAAAGCAGAAUGCUUAUAUAGCAACACAAGGAGCAUUGCCGGAAACCUUUGGUGACUUCUGGAGAAUGAUGUGGGAGCAACGAGGUGCAACUGUUGUCAUGAUGACAAAGCUAGAGGAGAGGUCCAGGGUGAAGUGUGAUCAGUACUGGCCAAGCAGAGGCACAGAAACUUAUGGACUAAUCCAAGUGACCCUUUUAGACACUGUUGAAUUGGCGACAUACUGUGUUCGUACUUUUGCACUUUACAAGAAUGGUUCAAGUGAGAAAAGGGAAGUGAGACAAUUCCAAUUCACUGCUUGGCCUGACCAUGGUGUCCCAGAACACCCAACACCAUUCUUAGCUUUCCUGCGACGAGUCAAGACCUGCAACCCACCUGAUGCUGGGCCUAUGGUUGUACAUUGCAGUGCUGGAGUCGGCAGGACUGGCUGUUUCAUUGUGAUAGAUGCCAUGUUGGAGAGAAUAAAGCAUGAAAAGACUGUAGAUAUUUAUGGCCACGUAACUCUAAUGAGAGCGCAGAGGAAUUACAUGGUUCAAACUGAGGACCAAUACAUCUUUAUCCAUGAUGCACUGCUGGAAGCAGUGACAUGUGGAAAUACGGAAGUGCCAGCCAGAAACCUGUAUGCAUAUAUCCAGAAGCUGACACAGAUAGAAACAGGCGAGAAUGUCACAGGAAUGGAGCUGGAAUUUAAGCGUCUUGCUAGCUCUAAAGCUCACACUUCAAGAUUCAUCAGUGCCAAUCUUCCAUGUAAUAAAUUCAAAAAUCGCCUUGUCAAUAUAAUGCCAUAUGAAUCUACAAGAGUAUGCUUGCAGCCAAUCCGAGGAGUAGAAGGCUCUGAUUAUAUUAAUGCCAGUUUCAUUGAUGGAUACAGACAACAAAAAGCUUAUAUAGCUACACAGGGUCCUUUAGCAGAAACAACUGAAGACUUCUGGAGAAUGCUCUGGGAGCAUAAUUCUACAAUUGUGGUCAUGCUAACUAAGCUAAGAGAAAUGGGCAGAGAGAAAUGCCACCAGUACUGGCCUGCAGAGCGCUCAGCCAGGUAUCAGUAUUUUGUGGUAGAUCCAAUGGCAGAGUACAACAUGCCACAGUAUAUUCUGAGGGAAUUCAAGGUUACAGAUGCAAGGGAUGGCCAGUCCCGAACAGUGAGGCAGUUCCAGUUCACUGACUGGCCAGAACAAGGAGUGCCAAAGUCUGGAGAGGGAUUCAUUGACUUCAUAGGCCAAGUGCAUAAAACAAAAGAGCAGUUUGGUCAGGAUGGACCAAUUUCUGUUCAUUGCAGUGCGGGUGUUGGGAGGACUGGAGUAUUCAUAACCCUGAGCAUUGUGUUAGAAAGAAUGAGAUAUGAAGGUGUUGUAGAUAUCUUCCAGACUGUCAAAAUGUUAAGGACGCAGAGGCCAGCCAUGGUACAGACAGAGGAUCAAUACCAGUUCUGCUAUCGAGCCGCACUGGAGUAUCUGGGCAGCUUUGAUCACUAUGCAACAUAAAAACCCAUCAUGGAUUUUUAUUGCAGGCCCUUCAAGAUCCAGAGAGCCGCUUCUGAGCCAUAUGAUGUGCUUUAGAAGUACUUCUUAACUCUUAGCUAAGGAGCGAUUAUUGGGGAUAUAUAAAAUAAAAAUUAAAAAAAA
Messenger RNA from Apaloderma vittatum (bar-tailed trogon), 2005 nucleotides. RefSeq names its product receptor-type tyrosine-protein phosphatase delta. The transcript is spliced from 13 exons. The record is from RefSeq and is a predicted model, not a curated record. Gene Ontology annotation, biological process: protein dephosphorylation. NCBI's taxonomy places the organism in Eukaryota, Metazoa, Chordata, Aves, Trogoniformes, Trogonidae. Gene Ontology annotation, molecular function: protein tyrosine phosphatase activity. The annotation marks the transcript as partial.